UUGAAACAGAUCACUUUUGUGGCCUCAUGAAUUAAGUCGUUCCAGCGUAGUCAACGGCCUCAGCCAAAACAGCUCAUUAGCACUCAGACGCUUCUGGUGUGUGAUCAAUGCAGCAGUCCUUAGAUAAACGGGCAUGUAAAAUGGGGCCAGGUCUUACCUCCAGUCGGGUACCAAAGCAGUCGAGAGCAAGGAGUUAUGAUCAUAUCAAAUACCAUAACAAAGCCCCAGAUAACCAGCGAUAUAUUGAACGGUAACCAGCAUCAAGAUUGCAACGCACAUUUGCUCAACCUAGUCAUAUUUCAUCUUCAACACGUCCCAGACUCCCAACCAGUCUUACUCAAAACCUACAGCCUCACCAUCAAUCAACAACAUCAACAACAGUCAAAACAACAAACUGGACAUGUGCCGCCUCAUCCGAACGCGAUACUCAUGCGGCCACCCAGCAGCCGACGAAUUCCGCCCCUGCCCGCAUCUCCUACGAGCCGUACGCCUCGCCACCUAUACCAAUACCAUCUCCUGCCGGGCACGACUGGGAAGAGACCUAUCGCAAGACCUAGAAAUCAAGUGCCCGCCAUGCCACGAGGACUGGCUCUGCAGCAUAGUAGCCCAGUGGAAGGCCGAAUGGGAGGAGCUGGAGGCCUGGGCGCGGGCGACACGGAGCGCUUACAAGCUGCGGACCGUCCUUUGCGCGCAAGACGACCGGCGAAAGGAGCUUGCGGAGGAGCUUGGCGAGCUUGAGAGGGCUAUGCGCGACUGGGGCCAGGGGGAUAUCUACCGGUUGCUGUCGAAGUGGAUGGCGGAGCAGUUGGCGAGUAUCAAGAUUGAUAUAGGCUUGUUGUAAAGUUGUUAUGGGGGAAUAUCAAUAUGGGCGGGGGAGGGGACGAGAGGAUGCUAGUGGUGUUAGUACUUGGCUUUCCUGCUUUUCCUUGCUGGUUCUUUAGUUUGGUUCUCUUCCAAUUACCUGUUAUCCAGUAUCCUAUAGAUUAAGAGGUCCUAAGCUC
This is a messenger RNA of Canariomyces notabilis, 1001 nucleotides long. RefSeq lists its product as uncharacterized. The coding region runs from base 196 to 738 and encodes 180 amino acids. The transcript has a single exon. NCBI's taxonomy places the organism in Eukaryota, Fungi, Ascomycota, Sordariomycetes, Sordariales, Chaetomiaceae. The record is from RefSeq and is a predicted model, not a curated record.